UCUUUAUGGAUUAUCGAUUCUAUUCAAAGUUGUUGUUAAGGUUUGUUGUUAUGAUUAUCACUAUGAAUAAAUGGUGUAUAGCCAAUUCAUUCAUAGUGCAUGGUAGCCAAAAUAAUCAAACUGAAUGGGUAAGAUAUCCAUAUAAAUCAGUUUAUGGAUUACCAAAUUCAUUGAAUUGUAGUGAAUCGAUUACAGAUCGAUUUUAUGAAUGUGAAAAAUCAUCACAUGAUAGUUGGAAAAUCUCAGUUGAUGAAUAUUUUUAUGAAACAAAAAAAUUCUGCUGUUUCAUUUGGCAAACAAUGAAUUGCGAAUUGAUUGUAGCUGCAGAAUGUAAUGAACAAUAUUCGAAAAAAAUAGAAUCAAAUACACGAGAUACAUUUAAAAAAGUAUGUGAUCAAGUUAUUGGUACUAAUUAUGGUUGGCAUUGUUGGUUUACAGAAAAUAGAAUAGUUUGGGCUGGUAUUAUAGCUGGAGCGAUUCUGCUUUUCAUUACAGUGGUCUGUGUAUUUGUUGGAUUAAAAAUUCAUAAUAAUAAUAAAAUCAAACAACUUCAAAAAGAUCCUAUUCCCCAAAAAAUUCCUUUUCCCGAUAAAAUUAUAAUUCCAAAAUACGGAAAAAGUGAAAUUGGAAAUAUGGAUAGUUUUUUGAAAAACGUUGAUAGACUAAAAGCAUUUACACCUGAACAGCUUACAGAGGCAAUGAUCAAAUCAAAAUUGAUUUAUCCAUCACCAACAUCACAAUCAACAAUAUUAUCACCACAACAAUCAAUUACGCAGCCAUCAACACCAACACCAACAUCGGCACCGGUACCGGCACCAACACCAACCAUAACACCAACAUCGGCACCGGCACCAUCACCAACCAUAACACCAACACCAUCAUUAGCAUCAAUAAAAUCAUCAUUAUCUCUUUCUGAAUCAACUAAAAUAAAAGAUAUAUCACAAGACAUAACAGAUUCAAUAUUACAAAUAAACAUUGAUCCAAAUACAAAUACGAAGCUAUUAUUUUUGAGUAUUACAAUAUAUUCUAUUCGAAUGAUUGAAUUGUUCUUUAUGGAUUAUCGAUUCUAUUCUAAAUUGUUAAUGAUUAUUGUUAUAAUCAUCACUGUGAAUAAUGUGCGUAUGGCCAAUAGUGAUAAUUCAUUUAUUUUGCAUGGUAGACAAAAUAAUCAAACUGGAUGGGAUAUUGUACAAUAUCCAUAUAAAUCAGUUUAUGGAUUACCAAAAGCAUUGAAAUGUGUUGAAUCGAUUAGAGAUAGAUUUUAUGAAUGUGAAAAAUCAUUUCAUAGAAAAUGGGAAAUCGCUGUUGAUGAAUAUUUUUAUGAAACAAAAAAAUUCUGCUGUUUCGUUUUGGAAACAAUGAAUUGUGAAUCGGAUGCUGCAAAAAAUUGUAAUGAAGAAUAUUCGAAAAAAAUAGAAUCAAAUACACUAGAUACAUUUAAAAAAGUAUGUGAUCAAGUUAUUGGUUCUAAUUAUCGUUGGCAUUGUUGGUGGACAGAAGAAAGAAAAGUUUGGGCUGGUAUUAUAUCUGGAGUAAUUCUGCUUUUUGUUGCAGCUUACUGUGUAUUUGUUGGAUUGAAAAUUCAUAAGCAUAUGAAAGACAGAAAAUUGGAAGCAUUAAUAAUUCCCAAAACAAGAGUCAAUCCAAAUAAAGGAAAAACUACAGUAGACAAGCUUAAAAAUAUUCAAAAAAUAAUGAAAAAUUUAAAACCUGAAGAGCUAAAAAGAGCAAUGGAUGAAGCAAAAUUAACAUCGAUAUCGCCAACAACAACAACAACAACAAAAUCACCAAUAACACCGAAAACAGUUUCGUCAACAACAACAACAAAAUUACCAAUAACACCGAAAACAGUUUCGCCAACCACUACUAACAUUGACAAAAAUUAUAUUAAUCAAAGAUAUAAAAUUCUUAGUGAUAAAAUAGCAAAUUAUUCACAAAAAGUAGCAGAAUUACAUUCGGAUAAAUUUUUACGACAUUACAAUAAAUUGAAUAAUCAAAUAGUGGAUUAUUCACAAAAAUUGAAUACAUUAUUAGAUCAUAAUAUUUCAUCAUUAAAAUGA
Messenger RNA from Dermatophagoides pteronyssinus (European house dust mite), 2060 nucleotides. RefSeq lists its product as uncharacterized. Lineage: Eukaryota; Metazoa; Arthropoda; Arachnida; Sarcoptiformes; Pyroglyphidae. The record is from RefSeq and is a predicted model, not a curated record.